AUAAAUAACAGAGCAAUGCCUUCUGGAGUUAAAAGCGGUACGACAGUUUCCAGUUCCUCCCGGCAGAUCACGAAGGCCGAGCGCUGUCCCGAAAGACAACAAACCCUCGCAUUUCGCUUGCGGAACUCCAGGAGAGACGACCUAUCUGAAACGUCGCCAGCGCCCUUCAAGAUGACUUCCACAGGCCAGGCAAUUGACACGGACUCCAUGACGUUGACGCGGUUCACGUUGGGGGAGCAGAAGAGAGUGCCUCAUGCCACCGGCGAUCUGACACAGCUCUUGGUUAGCAUUCAAACUGCUGUCAAGGCCAUCUCCUCGGCUGUCAGGAAGGCCGGCAUUGCCAAGCUGUAUGGCAUGGCAGGAGACGUGAACGUUCAAGGAGAGGAGGUGAAGAAGCUGGAUGUGCUGGCCAAUGACCUUUUCAUCAACAUGCUGUCGUCGUCUUACACAACCUGCUUACUUGUGUCGGAAGAAAACAAAACUGUUAUUGAGGUAGAACAGGAGCGACAAGGAAAGUAUGUGGUGUGUUUUGAUCCACUCGAUGGUUCUUCCAAUAUUGAUUGCCUCGUCUCCAUAGGAUCUAUUUUCAGCAUUUAUAGAAAGAGCACUGAAGGAGUUCCAACUGUAUCAGAUGCCUUACAGCCUGGUAACCAAAUAGUUGCAGCAGGGUAUGCCUUGUAUGGGUCAGCUACUAUGAUGGUCAUAUCGACUGGCAAUGGAGUUAAUGGCUUUAUGUUGGAUCCGAGUAUUGGAGAGUUUGUGUUGACUGACCCCAACAUGAGAGUGAAGGAAAAGGGCAAAAUCUACAGUCUUAAUGAAGGUUAUGCCAACCUCUGGGAUCCAGCAGUAUCUGAAUAUGUGCAUGGAAAGAAGGCCAAAAAAGCUGGUGCACGUUACAUUGGAUCUAUGGUUGCUGAUGUCCAUCGUACACUAAAGUAUGGGGGUAUUUUCAUGUACCCUGCCACCUCUGAUGCUCCUAAGGGCAAGCUUCGUUUACUGUAUGAAUGUAACCCUAUGGCAUUCCUAAUGGAACAGGCUGGAGGUCAGGCAACAACUGGAAAGAUGCGCAUCCUUGACAUCGUCCCAUCUGAUAUUCAUCAGCGCACUCCCAUUUUCCUUGGAUCAACUGAUGAUGUACAAGAAAUCAUUGACUUGUACAAAAAGCAUAAUCUGUAGAACCCAAUUUCAAUAAUCUGUGUGAAAUAAUCCCCCUGAAAUGGUACAGGACCUACUGUGUUGCAUCUGAGAAGAAUUAUCAUAUGUUACAUAAUGAAUAAAUACAUUUAUAACAAGAAAUUC
This is a messenger RNA of Penaeus vannamei (Pacific white shrimp), 1299 nucleotides long. It is a transcript of the gene fbp, whose product is annotated as fructose-1,6-bisphosphatase. Gene Ontology annotation, molecular function: fructose 1,6-bisphosphate 1-phosphatase activity. Gene Ontology annotation, cellular component: cytoplasm; cytosol. Gene Ontology annotation, biological process: sucrose biosynthetic process; fructose metabolic process; fructose 1,6-bisphosphate metabolic process. The record is from RefSeq and is a predicted model, not a curated record. Lineage: Eukaryota; Metazoa; Arthropoda; Malacostraca; Decapoda; Penaeidae.